UUGAAAAAGCAAACCAUAAUCAAUGAAGAGAACUGUGGGAACAAUGCAGUUUUUGGCAUAACUAGCUUAUGUGAGCAACAUGUCAUGUGUUUUCGAGUUUCAUUUCAGAAAGUCUAUUAUUAACAGCAGUGUUAAGAUUGGCGUCGGAGCUACUCAGCCUUACAGGUUUUCGGUGUGCUAAUAUGGCGGAUGCGAAACCUGUCAAUACACCAAUGUCAAAUAAAGUCAGUAUAUGCAUAAGCGACAUGGUGUUCACUGGACUGCUGUGAAGCGAAUUUUGCGGUAUAUUCGCGGUACGAUUGAUCAUGGGUUGGUUUUUCAGCCUUCUCAAAUUACUCUAAUAGAUCUGAUAACUGAUUAUGAAAUCAGUUGUAUUCUAACUGUUUUUAGUUGCUUCUCCUGAUAUUCGGAGUUACAAAAUAUGAUUAGAGCAGUUACUGUUAGGGAAUUAGAGAAUAUGAUUGAAAGCUAAGUAUUGAACACAAAAGAACAUGAUAGGGAGACAAAUGACACAAAAAGUACUCCGCAUUCAAAUGGUGGGAGUUUCAAGUUGAAAGGGUUUUGGGUGGCUUUUGUCUCCAUGCUAACAACAUCUUUCUCUCGGCUCACUCUAACUUCCAAGAUGCUGCUGCAGGGGGUAUUUUUGAUGUAUCAGAGCUAGCAACCCUGUCUGAGUGGUACGCCCCUUGAUCCAAUAACCAUACUUGCAGGAAAACAUCCCACUGAUGAUUUUUUUUGCAAUUGCUAAAAAGACGUCGUUAUCAUCCCCGGAAAAAAGUGCGACUUCAUGAUAGGUAAGAAAAACUGAUUUUUAUUUUUUUUAACCAGAAAAAGAAAGGAAUUUCCAUUGACAAAAUUUAUGCAGAUGUUUGGUUAUCAUCUGUCAGCAGUUCAGUGAAGCUCUGCUGGCAGAUUUCAUCAAGACUAUGAGGUGGCUAACUAAAACGACUAUGCGACAACAUUCCUAAAUAGUAAUGUUCAUCAAACAAGAAUACCAAACCCAAGACAUACAGAUAAAUGAUAGGGGAAGAAGAGUUAAGAACGCGUGCAUUAGCUGAACUCAGAUCUGAAACCAAUAAUUGCAAUCAACAACUUACAGAUAUUUAGCCAGGAAAGCCAAUGUGGCACCACUAAACUAGACCUCCCUAUGUACAUUCCUGAAGGAUGUCCUAUCAAAAAAGUUCAAUGAAGUCUUCAUGGAUUUCCUUGAUGUACAUUUCACCCGCCGUUGAGAGCGUGUCCGUAUACCUCAUAAAAUAAUUGUACAUGUAAUGUAGUGCAGUAUAGGUUUAGUGUACUCGGGCAAAAGUGAAUGUGAUUUGAUUAAAUUCAGAUGUCUGGCCUCAUUGAUUUUUAUGUGUCCACUUGCAGAAUAUGUUUGCAUGUUUCUCUUAAGAUGGUAUAUCAUGGAAUGGUAUAGGAUUGACGUGUUGGAAUCAGCAUCAACGUUGAUUAAUGGUUUCACUAAUCUUUGCACACGUUGAAGCAGCUAACACACACCCCAACUUCAACAGCGCAUGUAAUGCAGGAGAGAGAUAACUCCAUGAAAUCUGAGGGUGUAUGAACCACUCCAAUUUGUCCACUUGAUUUGAUCAUGACAAAGAACAGCUAACCAAAAGUCUUGUAUUUUUCUCUUUGUUUCUCUCUUCUCACAUCUCUUACAGAUCCUUUGAGAAACCAUUGGCUCAUGACACGAAGAUACUAGAUGCCCUUCUCAUUAUCUUUAAUCCUCCUACCUCACCUUUUAAGUCUCAUUCCCCUUGCUCAUCUAAACCUAUCCAAUGAAAACCAAGAAAAUUCGACACUAAGCUAUUCGAAGCGAGAACAAAAUGAAGUUACUAGGGUGGAUGCAGCAUAAGUUACGUCCAAGUAAUAUUGAACCUUUCAAGGAUUUCACAAUCGGGAACUAUUGUACCUGUCUUUUAGCUCACUCAUCUCUCGGUGAUAAUCAACGCUAUGAAUAUGGAUCCAGAUAUUCAACCCUGUCCCAACAGGAAAUGGAAAACUCCAUCACAGAAUUUCAAGGCAAGGGAGGAGAAGAUAACUUUGGAGAUGAAACAUCCAAUGUUAUCUCGGAGCUAUUCCAGGGGUUUCUCACCAUUGGAACUCUGGGAUCCCAACAAAUUAUGAGCGAGCCUGAAACGCCGACAUUCAAAGUGUCUUUGGAUAACAUAACCGAGGAUGAGACAGAGGUGACAGAAAAUGAUUUAAAGCUCAUCAACGAUGAACUGGGGAGAUUCCUUGAAGCUGAAGCUGAAGAACAUGGAUCCAAUGAAUCAUCAGGAAGGAACAGUCAGGUUAGCACGAUCACACUCAGUGGUAAGGCGAUACAAGCAGCAGCCAGUGUUGAAGAAUGUGGGAAGACAAUCCUAUGUCCACUCCAAGGAUAUCUGUUUGGGUCAUCAGUUGAGCUUCCAGAACCAAGAUUCGAGGUGAAGAAGGAAAAGGCAUCACUUGCAGAACUGUUCUACAGGACAAAAGUAGCAGAAGAGUAUAAUAAUAAUCCCAUGGAAAAAAGUGGGAAAGAGGACACCCAGACCAAGCAAACCACUAAACCUGUCAAACAUCUCAUCAAGAAAAUUCUCAAAAAGUUUCAUGCUUCUUCAGGGAAAGAAGAAACUAAUUCCUUUUCAACAAAGAAAAAGCUCCAAAAGGUCAUAAAACUGUUCCACCGAAAAAUCCACCCUGAAAACUCUAUAGCUGAAAGAGAGUCUAAGAUGAAUAAUGCUCCUUAUAGUGACAAUGACUAUACUGGUGGAGACAACAUGCGGUUUCCUCAGGGAUCAAGAUCUAAGGCAGGAUUAGGAAACAACAAGAAGACCAUCUCUAAACUGCCUCAAUACGGGCUUACUGGCUGUACUGCUGCAACCGAAAAUGGGGAGCACUGGAUUAAAACAGAUGCAGACUAUUUGGUGUUGGAGCUGUAGGCGAGAAAACUGCAACAAAUGCUUCUUAGUAAUAUAUAGCAUUCAUCCUUGGCGGUAAGAAUGCCAAUCUUAUGGCUUUGUAAUAUCAAUUUGUGUUGUAGUGUGUUUGCUUUGCUAGUGAGUGGUGAUGAACUCAAUAGAAGGAAGACUAUUAGGAGGAAUCCAUCUUAGUCAGCCUCCAGCUUGUUCUAAUAAAGUUUGUGCACUUAGUAUCUUGUAGUUUUUGUAUACCCUGAAGAUGUGUUUAUGAUGGUUUUCAAGUCUCGUUCCAGUUCAUGUGAA
Messenger RNA from Gossypium arboreum, 3209 nucleotides. RefSeq names its product protein LAZY 1-like. Gene Ontology annotation, biological process: gravitropism; regulation of auxin polar transport. Bases 1830 to 2927 code for a protein of 365 amino acids. The record is from RefSeq and is a predicted model, not a curated record. The transcript is spliced from 6 exons. NCBI's taxonomy places the organism in Eukaryota, Viridiplantae, Streptophyta, Magnoliopsida, Malvales, Malvaceae.